Messenger RNA from Fusarium poae, 1545 nucleotides. RefSeq lists its product as uncharacterized. The transcript has a single exon. NCBI's taxonomy places the organism in Eukaryota, Fungi, Ascomycota, Sordariomycetes, Hypocreales, Nectriaceae. Bases 1 to 1545 code for a protein of 514 amino acids. The record is from RefSeq and is a predicted model, not a curated record.
AUGGCCUCUCAAUCGCAACACAACGCAAGCAAUCUGGUCCGCCUACCCAACGAACUUCUUGCCGACAUCGUCGAAGACCUGCUUUUUGAUUGUAAUAAGUGGUUGAGACACUGGAAUACACCGACAUUUCGAAACCUCAAGUCUCUGAGAUUGGUGCACAGAACAUUCGCAGAAUGCGAUAGCUUCAACCACCUUCUGUUCAGAACCAUUGUGCUGGAGCCUACCCGUGCUACGCUCACGUGCCUUCAGCGCGGUGAAUUUUCGCGCGUCGCAAAGUAUGUUCGUUGCGUCACAUUCACCACACCACCGAGCUUGGUGCUUCCAUACCAAGAGUAUGCGAAGAUUCUACGCGACACGCAUCGAUCAUUGGUCUUCACUUCCGAAGAUCUCAAGUCUGGGUAUGCUGCAUAUAUGACCGAUGCCAGAGAUACGCAGGCAUUGCUACAAGAUCCGGAGAGUGAGCUGAAGCAAGCAUGGACAAAAUUCCUCAAAACUUUGGGACACCGUAUUGAAAGGGUCAAGCUUCUAAGUUAUCGUUGUGACAAGAUUCGCGAGGCCAAACAUCUUGACACUCUCAGCAAAGAGGACACCGGCAAGCCAUGGCAGCUUCCUCGACACAGUCACGGAGAAAAAGACGACAUGCUACAUUUUCGGCCCCUCGAAGAGUUUACCGAGCCCACCGCCGAUUAUCUGUGCAAGCAAGCCACAGCUGUCACGGGCGACAAGCUUAUCGCCAUGGUGAUCACGUGCCUGGCAGCUUCGGGUGUUGCUAUCACCAAUUUCAACAUCAAGUUAUUAAUGACAGGUGACAUUGUCUGCAAAGAUAUACCCGGCUGGGAUGAACUCGAUUUCAGUAAGCUCAGAGUACUUCACCUCUCCCCCGAAAUGCCUGCUAGCCAGCGGUAUUAUUGGGGUAGUGCGGGCUCGCAUGCCGAGAAGAUGAAGAUCAUGGCUGGUGGCUUUUGUCACGAUCUGCUGGACAAGUGCCACUCCAGCAUAGAGAACUUUGCCUUUGGCAUUGAUCGUGGAGGGUUGGGUGUUCUUUGCUGGCCAACUCGACUGCACACUCUUGACUUCCCUAAGCUGAUUCACCUGGCCCAAAUGACAAACAUAUGCCCUCGAACCCUUGCACAUUGGAUCCUCCAUUCCAAGAAUCUUCAGUUUCUUCACUUAUCUGGCGGUGUCUGUCAAGGCCCAGUCAAAGCCGACUGGCGCUUUGUCUUUGAUGCGAUAGCUCAACACCCCAACGUAUCGGGGAAGACACCCAAGGGUCUUAAGGUCGGCUUCCAUUCGCUCCAAAUCGCGAGCACAAACCUUACUUACCACGGUGUCAUUUGUGAGAAUGCUAGUAUCGCUACCAAGAGGCGUAAGUGGGAUAUGAGACUCAAGCACCGGGGAGAGGAUAUGAAAAGCGGCCUUGAAGCUCAUUUUUAUGGCGACAUACCUUUGGAGGAGAAUAAAGCGCUGUUAUCCAGAAUCGGACCGUUGCCUCCGGAUUAUGAGGAUGCGAUUCAAGCGACGGAUGGGGAUGAAAUAAUAGAGUAG